Molecule: messenger RNA, 1173 nt
Organism: Ziziphus jujuba (common jujube)
Lineage: Eukaryota; Viridiplantae; Streptophyta; Magnoliopsida; Rosales; Rhamnaceae
Product: serine/arginine-rich splicing factor SR45a
Exons: 8
Coding region: 148-858 (236 amino acids)
Biological process (GO): positive regulation of mRNA splicing, via spliceosome
Cellular component (GO): spliceosomal complex
Molecular function (GO): RNA binding
Source: RefSeq, a predicted model, not a curated record
AAAAGUCAAAAUACAAAACAAAAGGGGGCAUUAUCUCAGGGGUCUAAGCGGUGCGACUCGACGACUUGUUGAAUGGUCUGUUGGUGAAAAACCCUAAUUUUCCGAUUUUGCUACUCUAGGGUUACGCCCUCGCCUUUGCUUCAGAAAAUGGCGGAGUCUCCUCGUAAAAGAUAUUCACGAUCUGCUUCUCCAUGGAGAGCUCAGUCUAGAUCAAGAUCCAGGUCCAGGUCUAGGUCUAGGCCUCGGUCUAGAUCCAGAUCCUGGUCGAGGCCCAGGCCUCGGUCACGGUCCAGAAGUCGUGGCAGAUCAAGGUCCAGAAGUCAUGGCAGGGGUGAGGAUUUAAACCCUGGAAAUACACUUUAUGUGACAGGACUUUCUACAAGGGUUACAGAAAGGGACCUUGAAGACCACUUCAAUAAGGAGGGCAAGGUUGCUUCAUGCUUUCUUGUGGUGGAGCCUCGUACACGUAUUUCCCGUGGUUUUGCAUUUGUUACAAUGGACAGUGUUGAGGAUGCAGAGCGGUGCAUUAAGUAUCUCAACCAGUCAGUCCUAGAAGGCAGAUACAUAACUGUGGAGAGGUCCCGGAGGAAACGUCCAAGGACUCCAACACCAGGGCACUAUCUUGGGUUGAAAAGUACUAGAGACUACGGCUAUCGAGGUGAUCGUGAUCGUGGUAGAUAUCGUGGAGGCUUGGGUCGUGAUGAUUAUGGCUAUCGUAGGUCUCCAAGACGGUCACCUUACAGAGGAGGCCGUGAUUAUUCUCCCCAUGGUGGAAGGUCAAGAAGGGACAGGUCCAGGUCACCACUUCAUUCACCGUAUGGUAGCCCAGAAAGAAAGUAUGUUAGAGGCUCUAGGUGAGGCUGGCUAUGAUGAUUUUGUUUCAGGAAGAAUGUGUGAAGCCUGGGAAGCUCUAUGGCAACAAUGACGAUUGUGGUUCAGGAAUCAGGAGUUUGUUGUUAGUAGUAAUUCUCUUUCGUUUGAAGCGCUGUUUUGUUUUUAGUGUUAGAUUGCUUGUAUGAAGUAGUAUGGUUGCUGGUUUUGAACGAUGUUAGUACAUUUCGUGGCUUGGUUUGGUUAAGGCAGUUAGUAGUCUCUAUCAGACUUGGUUUAAAUUGGUCUUUGCACGCUUUCUUUUAAUGUUUCUAAUACUUAUAAAAAGGGGCUGAUUACUCC